AUGGAUGAUUGCGCCAAGUUCGCGACUUACGUAACUGUCGCAUAUGUAACGGUUGGUGUCAGCUUAAAAUUUUUAGCUUUACCUCAAUCAAUGAGUGAAUAUAUUCGAAGUCCUCUGAUAAGAUUAAUGUAUGAAAAGUUGGAUCAUCAAAAUAAACAUUCGAACUCAAAUCAUGACCAUUGGUAUGAUUAUCGCGCUGAAUAUGUAGAUUUUGAACUUCGGGAUAAGUUCAUUAAAUCAAAACAAGAUGAAGAAACUUGCGAAUUUUUAAACAAUUGCUAUGUCAAAUCUGACUGGUUAUUUACACACUUUUACCAUGCUGUUGCUAAAGCUGUUUUAACUUGGUUCAUGACUUCAACUUCUAUAAAUGGUUUAGUUGGUCGUGGUUCUAUGUUUGUUUUCUCAUCAGCACAAUUUCUUCGCUUACUUGAUGUUAACGAUAGCUUCAAGUUGAAUUCUUUACUCGACUUAGGUGCCGGUGACGGCAAUGUGACAUUAAAAAUGGCUCCUUACUUUAAAGAUAUAUUCGUCACAGAAAUUUCUCCAGUUAUGCGUUGGCGUUUAAGUAAACAUGGCUUUACAAUAUUAGACGUUGAUUCUUGGGAAUUAAUGAAUAAAGAAUUGAAUACACCCAAAGUUCCAUCUCAUUUUGAUGUUAUUAGUUGUUUAAAUUUGUUAGAUCGUUGUACAGCUCCAAUUACCUUAUUGAAACGAAUUAGUCAAGCUUUGAAACCUACGACGGGAAUUUUAAUUCUUGGAAUAGUUUUACCAUUGAAACAAUAUGUUGAAACGACUCAUGAUCAACGUCCUAUUGAAGUACUUGAAAUAAUUGAUAGUGAAAUAUGGGAAAUACAAUUAUCUAGUUUAAUUAAUAAUAUUCUUAUACCAGCUAAUUAUCAUGUUUUACGUUGGACACGUUUACCAUAUUUAUGUGAAGGUGAUUUUUCUAAAUCAUUCUAUUAUUUAAAUGAAAUUAUACUUGUUUUACAAUAUUCAAUAUCUAAUAAUCUAAAUAAAUAAAAGGGUUGAUGGUUUCAUAAUCUUUUUAUUAUUAUAUUAAAUUGAAAUUUUUCUAGUUUGCUUGUGUAUUACGUAUGGUUUAUUUAUUUAUUGGUUGAUUGAUUUUUCGACCGAUUCUUUUAUUGAUACUUUUAUCAAUUUACUGAUUAUUUGUUAAUUUUUAUUGUUGAUGAAAAUUUCAAAUGUACAUGAUUACCAUUAUUAUUAUUGGUGUUUUGCA
Schistosoma mattheei is the source of this 1240-nucleotide messenger RNA. NCBI's taxonomy places the organism in Eukaryota, Metazoa, Platyhelminthes, Trematoda, Strigeidida, Schistosomatidae. The record is from the annotation of a GenBank genome assembly.